Charadrius vociferus (killdeer) is the source of this 894-nucleotide messenger RNA. It is a transcript of the gene PLCXD2, whose product is annotated as phosphatidylinositol-specific phospholipase C, X domain containing 2. Gene Ontology annotation, biological process: lipid metabolic process. The record is from RefSeq and is a predicted model, not a curated record. Bases 1 to 894 code for a protein of 297 amino acids. The transcript has 4 exons. Lineage: Eukaryota; Metazoa; Chordata; Aves; Charadriiformes; Charadriidae. Gene Ontology annotation, molecular function: phosphoric diester hydrolase activity.
AUGGCUAGGCCUUUCAUGGAGUUCAGGGGGUCACAUGAUUCUUUCAGCUACUGGGUUGAUGAGAAAUCCCCUGUGGGACCAGACCAAGCCACAGCCAUCAAACGUUUGGCCAGAAUUUCUUUGGUUAAAAAGAUCAUGAAGAAAUGGUCAGUGACUCAAAAUCUGACUUUCAAAGAGCAGUUGGAAGGUGGGAUCCGAUACUUUGAUCUUCGUGUAUCUUCCAAACCUGGGGAAAUAGGACAAGAGAUUUACUUCAUACACGGCUUGUUUGGCAUCAAAGUAUGGGAUGGGCUGAAGGAGAUUAACACCUUUCUUGAGCAGCACCCCAAGGAAGUAGUCUUCUUGGAUUUCAAUCACUUCUACGCUAUGGAUGACAACCAUCACUACUUCUUGAUCAGCAGGAUCCGCUCAGCAUUUGGAUCCAAACUUUGUUCCGUUGAAUGUGUAGAAUAUGUGACGUUACAGUACAUGUGGGAGAAGAAACACCAGGUUCUCAUAUUCUACCACUACCCUUUAUAUCAGGAAUACCCCUUUCUGUGGCCAGGGAAUAAAAUGCCAGCACCAUGGGCUAAUACAACCAACGUGCACAAACUCUUACAGUUCCUGGAGACCACUCUUGAGGAACGAAGUCGUUAUGGGACUUUUCAUGUUUCUCAAGCAAUUCUCACUCCUCGAGUGAAAACUAUUGCACGGCACCUAAUUCGUGGUCUGAAGAACACACUUGUUCAUAGGAACCUGCCCAUGAUUUUAAAUUGGGUGAAAGCGCAGAAACCAGGUGUUAUGGGUGUUAACAUAAUUACAUCAGACUUUGUGGAGCUGGUUGACUUUGCUGCUACAGUUAUUGCAUUAAACGACCUUCUUUUAGAAGAGGAUGAAUCUGCAACUAAGUCCUGA